GGAAUGAAAUGACAGUCACCUGGACAAGCGGCUACGAUAUUACAGAAGCAGUUCCUUUUGUUGAGUGGGGUGAGAAAGGAGGUCGACGACUUCUUGCUCCAGCUGGAACAUUAACAUUUGACCGAAAUAGCAUGUGUGGCUCACCGGCACGAACUGUUGGUUGGCGCCAUCCUGGUUACAUCCAUACUAGCUUCCUGAAGGAUCUGUGGCCAGACUCGCCGUAUACUUACAGGCUUGGCCAUAGGCUGAUGAAUGGGACCCGCGUCUGGAGCAAGUCAUACAGCUUCAAAGCGUCGCCUUACCCUGGGCAAGAUUCUUUGCAGCGAGUUGUCGUAUUUGGGGACAUGGGAAAGGCAGAGGCUGAUGGUUCGAACGAGUUCAGCGACUUCCAGCCCGGUUCGUUGAAUACUACUUACCAGAUCAUCAGGGACCUCGAAGACAUCGACAUGGUGGUCCACAUUGGGGACAUCUGCUACGCGGAUGGCUACUUGUCUCAGUGGGAUCAGUUCACUGCACAGAUCGAACCGAUUGCUUCAAGGGUGCCAUACAUGAUUGGCCUCGGUAACCAUGAGAGGGAUUGGCCUGGCACUGGUUCAUUCUACGGGAACCUUGACUCCGGUGGAGAGUGCGGCGUCCCUGCCCAAACUGUGUUCUACACUCCAGCUGAGAACCGUGCAAAAUUCUGGUACGCGACGGACUACGGCAUGUUCAGGUUCUGCAUCGCAAACACGGAAGAGGACUGGAGGCCGGGGACCGAGCAGUACAAGUUCAUCGAGCAAUGCCUGUCGUCGGUCGACAGGCAGAAGCAGCCGUGGCUCAUCUUCCUCGCGCACCGCGUUCUCGGCUACUCCUCCUGCACCUACUACGAAUCGGAGGGCACGUUCGAGGAGCCCAUGGGGCGGGAAGCGCUGCAGGAGCUCUGGCAGAAGUACAAGGUGGACAUCGCCUUCUAUGGCCACGUCCACAGCUACGAAAGGACAUGCCCGGUCUACCAGUCUCAGUGCGUCGUCGAUGGAUCCGACCACUACAGCGGCCCGUUCCAGGCGACGACGCACGUCGUUGUCGGCGGCGCAGGAGCCAGCAUUCUCGAUUCUGAGUUCACCACCUCGAAGAUCCAGUGGAGCCACUUCACCGACUUCGACCACGGGUUCGUCAAGCUCACGGCCCUCAACCAUUCCUCCCUGCUGUUCGAGUACAAGAAGAGCCGCGACGGCAACGUGUAUGACCAUUUCACAAUCUCACGCGACUACCGGGACAUCCUCGCUUGCUCCAUCGACAACUGCCCCCGGAGCACACUGGCUUCCUGAAGUCCCACAGUAGUUGCAGACCAGAAAUUUUAGUUCGUAGCUUUUCUGUACUGCACCGACCAAUAAAUGAGGCCUUUUCUUUUUUAAUAAUAUAUAAUUAUAUGCAUGCACUAUUUUCUUGUACCUAUAGUC
Molecule: messenger RNA, 1439 nt
Organism: Zea mays
Lineage: Eukaryota; Viridiplantae; Streptophyta; Magnoliopsida; Poales; Poaceae
Source: RefSeq